AUUGCUUCCAUCGGCCAAAGACAAUACACUUUUUUGGGGGGUUUUGAGUUUCAACUCACGCCCAUAACUAUGACAGUUUCGGUGAGUAAGGUAAGUGUAUAUGAUCGUUGAAAGCUUUGAUUGUCUAUUAGACGGGUGAACUGAAAUUUUUAGAAUUUAUUUACAAAGAUCGUCUUAGAAAAUCAAUGAACAGUCUAGCAGAAGAACCUGGCUCAGAUCUGACUGGCCCAGAUCGGCCUGGCUCAGGACGGCCUGGAUCAGGACGGCCUGGCUCAGUACGGCCCGGCGCUGUACGGCUUGCCUCAGUACGGCCUGGCUCAGUACUGCCUCCUUCAGUACGGCCUGGAUCAGUACGGCCUCGCUAAGUACGGCCUGGCUAAGUACGGCCUGGCUAAGUACGGCCUGGCUAAGUACGGCCUGGCUAAGUACGGCCUGGCUCAGUACAGCCUGGCUCAGCACGGCCUGGCUCAGAUCGGCCUGGCUUAGAACAGCUUGUUUCAGUUCUUCCCGACUCAGUACGGCCUCGCUCAGUGCGAUCUGGCCCAGUACGGCCUGGCUCAGUGCGGUCUGGCUCAGUACGGCCUGGCUCAGUACGGCCUGGCUCAGAUCGGCCUGGAUGAGUGCGGCCUGCUCAGAAAGGCCUGGCUCACUACCGCUUGGCUCGGAACGGCCUGGCUAAGUACGGCCUGGCUCAACACGGCCUGUGUCAGUACGGCCGGGCUCAAUACGGCCUGGCCAAUAACAACCUGCAACACAAAACCCUGCCUCAGAACAACAUGCCUCAGUUUGCUCUUUUGCUUCUGAUGUCUUCUGAACGUACUUAAUUUGUACUUUAUUUUUAGUGCCACGUGGAUUUUGAGUACAGUGUAAAUUGCUACUCAAUGUUGUGAUGAGAUGGAAUAAACAGAUCACAUAAAAUGAACUAUUUGGUGUUCUAGUAAUUUUGGAUAUACGAACAAUAUACCUGACACUAUUCAGGGUUUUGAUAAAGUGAGAGACAAUAUAUAAAAAGAUAGUCGGACGUAAGGAUAUAUCAAUUUUUGGACACCUGCCUCAGUAAAGCUUGACCAAUAACAGCCUUUGACCAAUCAAACUGUGAUGAAAUGAAAGACAGUAUAUAUACAAAAUACCUAGACGUAAGAAUAGAUCAAUAUAUGACACCUUCCUCAGUACACCACGACUCAUGGCAUCCUUCAACCGAACAGCCUGACUAAGAAUGGUCUUACAUUGAACAGCCUGCCGCAGAACAAAUUGCAAUAGAGGGGUCGGUAUCACUUCUGCCUGUCUUUAAACGGCCUGUCUUAGAACAGCCUGUCUAACAAAAGCCUGCCCCAGAACAGCCUACCUCACAACGGCAUGCAAGAGAACAGCAUGAAUCAGAAUGUCAUUUACUAGAACAAUCUGCCUAAAAAACGGAUUGUCUCAUAACAGCUUGCCACAAAACAGCCUUAGAACAGCCCGUCAAAGAAAAGCGUGUCAUAGUACAGCCCGUUAAAGAACAGCCUAUAUCAGAAUAGCUUCACACGUAACAGCCAUCUCAGAACAGCUUGUCUCGCAAAAUCCUAAAUUAGAACGUCGUGCAUCUGAAAAGUCUGCCUCGAAACAGACACCUCAGAACAGUCCGCCUCAGAAAAGACUGCCUCAGAACAGUCCGCCUCAGAAAAGACUGCCUCAGAACAGUCCGCCUCAGAAAAGACUGCCUCAGAACAGUAACCCAUAGAAAAGCCUGGUUUAUAGCAGCCUUCGAACGUGAACGGCCUGGCCCAGAAUAUAUUAUAAAAAGUGUUGGACUGCGAUAAAGCUUUAAAUAGAUUAAUAAGACACGAACACAUUGUGUCAAUAGAACAAUAUAAGUUCUGCUUUCAUAAUAAUUAUACAUUAUACACAAUUGAACGUUUCGGUACAUGCCUUCAUCAGUACAAACAAACAAAAAUCAAAUAACUAAGUGUAAAUUAAAUUUACAUAACAUCAAUAAACAUAUCCUACCUAAAACAGAAAAAAAAUAUAGGAGAGGGCGCUAAAACCAGACAAAAACAAAGUAAAGAGAAGUAGAAAGGAAGUGAUUAAAACAUAAUUGGAAAAACUAAACAGGAAAAAGACAUGGCAGCUAAGUAAAACUAUGGAUUUGGUUCAAUCCAUAUGGAGACAACGUACCAAAUCUAGUUAUUAAUUUGUUCUCCAUAUAGAUUCUAUAUGCAGUGUUACUAGUAUAGAGUAUACCAGUAACUACAAGAUCUCAGAUACCAUUAUGGUUAGGGCUAUUGAAAUGUUUGGAGACCGGACAGAGAGCGUGUUGAUUUAUGUUAUAGAGGUGCUCUCUGAAACGGUCCCCAAGGCGACGACCUGUCUCUCCUAUGUAUAGUUUGCCACACUUUUUGCAAAUGAUGGUGUAAAUCACGUUGCGACUUGUGCAGGUAAAGCCAUCUUUUAUUCUGAAUACUCCCAGAGGGAAAGUUAUCAUAUCAGUUUCGAUCACGUAAGGACAUGAGUUAUAACGGCUACGGUUGCAAUUUUUGUGUCCAUUUAUGUGCUUUAAUAGCAGGGAGGUGGCUUCUAACCAGCAUGUCCCUAAGGCUCUUGUCCCGCUGGAAAGCGAAAAGAGGAGGUUUUCUAAAAAUCUCAUUUGUGACAGGGUCCGCCAUCAGAAUUGAGCGGUUUUUAAGAACCAGAGAGCGAGCUUUUAGGUUGUGGGGGGAUGAAAAGUUAAGAUAAAUUUAGACCUAUCGCUAGUGUCAGAAUGAGUAGCUUUAAAAGAAGCCUGUCUAGUCAUACCUUUAACUCGAGUGGCAGCUGCUUUUAAAAUUUCUUCGGGGUAUAAUCUGCGUUGGAAAAAAUCCAGCAUUUCAGACAUUCUUUCUCCAAAAUGUUCAUCAUUACUACAGAGUCUUCUGAGUCUGAGCAACUGAGAAAAUGGGCUGGAGUUUUUACACCAUUGAGGAUGGGAUGAUGAAUAUAGCAAGAAGCUAUGACUGUCUACACCAUUGAGGAUGGGAUGAUGAAUAUAGCAAGAAGCUAUGACUGUCUACACCAUUGAGGAUGGGAUGAUGAAUAUAGCAAGAAGCUAUGACUGUCUACACCAUUGAGGAUGGGACGAUGAAUAUAGCAAGAAGCUAUGACUGUCUGUUUGUUUAUAAAAAAUGGACAUAGAUACUUUGAUCUCAUGAACAUUUUGGAGAAAGAAUGUCUGAAAUGCUGGAUUUUUUCCGACGCAGAUUAUACCCGAAGAAAUUUUAAAAUCAGGUGUCACUCGGGUUAAGGUAUGACUAGACAGCUGUCACUCGGGUUAAAGGAAUGACUAGACAGCUGUCACUCGGGUUAAAGGUAUGACUAGACAGCUGUCACCCGGGUUAAAGGUAUGACUAGACAGCUGUCACCCGGGUUAAAGGUAUGACUAGACAGCUGUCACUCGGGUUAAAGGUAUGACUAGACAGGCUUCUUUUAAAGCUACUCAUUCUGACACUAGCGAUAGGUCUAAAUUUAUCUUAACUUUUCAUCCCCCCACAACCUAAAAGCUCGCUCUCUGGUUCUUAAAAACCGCUCAAUUCUGAUGGCGGACCCUGUCACAAAUGAGAUUUUUAGAAAACCUCCUCUUUUCGCUUUCCGGCGGGAUGAGAGCCUUAGGGACAGGCUAGUUAGAAGCCACCUCCCUGCUAUUAAAGCACACAAAGGCACAAAGAGUUGCAACCGUAGCCGUUGUAACUCAUGUCCCUACGUGAUCGAAACUGAUAUGAUCACUUUCCCUCUGGGAGUAUUCAGAAUAAAAGAUGGCUUUACCUGCACAAGUCGCAACGUGAUUUAUACCAUCAUUUGCAAAAAGUGCUGUAAACUAUGCAUAGGAGAGACAGGUCGUCGCCUUGGGGACCGUUUCAGAGAGCACCUCUAUAACAUAAAUCAACACGCUCUCUGUCUGGUCUCCAAACAUUUCAAUAGCCCUAACCAUAAUGGUAUCUCAGAUAUUGUAGUUACUGGUAUACUCUAUACUAGUAACACUGCAGAUAGAAUCUAUAUAGAGAACAAAUUAAUAACUAGAUUUGGUACGUUGUCUCCAUAUGAAUUGAACCAAAUCCAUAGUUUUACUUAGCUGCCAUGUCUUUUUCCUGUUUGGUUUUUCCAACUAUGUUAAAAUCCCUUCCUUUCUACUUCUCUUUACUUUGUUUUUGUCUGGUUUUAGCUCCCUCUCCUAUAUUUUUUCUGUUUUAGGUAGGAUAUGUAUAUUGAUGUUAUGUAAAUUUAAUUUAUACUUAUUUAAAUGUGUUUUGUUUGUUUGUACUGUUGAAGGCAUGUGCCGAAACGUUAAUUGUGUAUGAUGUAUAAUUAUUAUUAAAGCUAACUCAUAUUGUUCUAUUGACACUAUUUGUUCGUGUCUUAUUAACCUGGUCCAGAAUAGCCUGCAACAGAACCGCAUACCUCAGAAAAGCCAGCCUCAGAACUGCAUUUCUUCAGAGCAGCAGAACGGCCUGUCCCAUAAUAACCAUCCUUAGAACGGCCCGUCUUAUAAUAGAAAGCUUCAUAACGGCCUGCCUUAGAGCCAUUACUCCACAUUCAUGAAGAGACAAAUCGUGUAAUUCGUCUAGGGUUGGAGAGUCUCUUUAUAUUACCGUAAUAUUUAUCGUGAGGGAGUCAGUAAACUCCAGACAGGAACGUCUAGACGGUAAAUAGUCAGAUAGUAUUCUCUACGUAGACGUAGACUUUCUGAAAAUUGUAAAAAAAACAAUCCAACUAUCCCAAUCAAGAUCAGUGCGAGGAAGUGUUGGCAUCACAAAGUUAAUUGGUGACGUCAGUAACACAAUCAUAAUGGGGAUCAAGGAUGGAUUGCCACGGCUCGACACCACACGGGUGAAUCAAAACUAGGUCAAACGUUUAUAACAGAUUCUGUUUUAAAAAAAAACAAAAAAACUAUAAAACAGGAUUCUUCUUCUUCUAUAUCUUAAGGGCCCACGAUCAAUUUAUUGAUCAUUUUGGCUCCUAUGCAUGUAGAUGGGAUUUGCAAUGUUUCUGUUACUUGUGUUGAUGAGGAAAUCAUGCACUAGGGGUUUGAAGGUUGGAGGCAAUAGACACAAAUGUGUCUAGAGUUGUCGCCUCAACCGUUCCUUUGAAAGAUUUUUCGAGUCCCAGAUUGUCUUGGGCAGGAAUGAGCAGCUCCUAUACUGGCUUCUUGCUGGUAGUAGCCUGAAUUGCCUGUCAUUGCCUCGUCGCUGUCUAUGGGGGAGAGGGACGAGUUUCUGUUUAAUACUGGAACAGUGGACCAGCCCAUUAUUUAUCUUGUACAUCAUGGAGAGCCUGGAUUGUCGUCGUCGUUUCUCCAAUGGUGACCAGCCUAGUGUUUCAAGCAUGCUUCCAACACUAGAGGUAUUCCUGUAGCGGUUUAGGACAAAGUGUGCUGCUCGUCGCUGGACCGCCUUACACCUGUCAAAGCUCUUCUGGGUAAAUGGGUCCCAGACUGAAGAUGCACAAUCUAAAAUCGGACGGAUAAAGGCUUUAUAUGCUCUUUCUUUCACACUGGAGUUGCCAAUCUUUAGAUUUCGCCUUAAGAACCCUAGGGUCUUGUUUGCUUGGUUACAUACAUCGUUAAUGUGCUCGUCCCAGCGGACCUCUCUUUGAAUGGUAACACCCAGGUAGUUUACGGAGGAAACUGGCUCAAAUAUAUGGUCCUGCAGUUCGUAUUGGUAGUGUAAAUGAGUACAACUUCUAGAGUGUGUCUGGCACUUGGCAGGGUGAAAUUCCAUGUCCCAGCUCAUCUCCCACUCAGCUAACAGAUUGAGAUCCUGUCGUAGCUGGUCCUUUUCAGAUCUUUUGGCGAUCGUCCUAUACACUGCUGUGUAUAUUUACAAUAUCCUCUUAAUAAGGCUGUAUAACACGCGCUAUAGAACACUAAAAUAAACGCGAGGACAGUUUCUAUCACCUGCUCUAGAACAGCCACUACAGCAAUCUCUAAUAAUAAAAAUAAAGUUAAUUUUUAAAAAAAACACUCUUCUUUGCGAAAUAAGACAUGAAACGCAAUCAAAUACAAAAACGCAACAAUUCAAAAAUCUACAUACACGUCAAGUGACAAUAGAAGAUAAUGUACAUCAACUCACUCGAAAACAGGAGGUUGACCAAUUGACCCAAGUAGGUGAGUGCGAAAAAGAUGUGUUUUCAACUCAGUUUUGAGAGACUGCAGUGUCUGGCUGAUUCUGACACCGACAGGAAGGACGUUCCAGAUUAUCGGGCCAGCAAAAGCGAGAGUGCGCCUUCCGUAUGUCUCAAGCCGGACUCGCGGUAUCGAGAGUUUAUUACUUUCGGAUGAACGGAGUGAUCUUGUGGGCACACAAGUCGUUAUGAGCGCUUUGAGAUAGGACGGCGCCAAGUCAUGCAAGCUGCCGUUGCACAGAGUUGCAAUUGGGUACUCUAUGCGAGCCCGUACCGGCAGCCCAUGCAACUCUCUCAGAAGUGCUUCACCAUGGUCGAAUUUACGUUUUCGCAUAACAAUGCGAGCCGGGUUAUUCUGUGCUUAUUUUUAAUCCUACGAAGGAGCGUAGCCGGUGGACCCAGCAUGAGAGCAAUGGAUUAGUCUACGCGUGAUAGCAGUGAAUUCAGACAUCAGCCACUUUGAUGCAUCAAACGUUAAGAAAGAUUUACUAUGAUUAAUCCUGCGCUGCUCUAGAAAAAUCGACUUUCAAAGCCUGUUAAAUGUGAAUCUCCAUAGUCGGUCUUCUGUCAAAGUAGACACAAGGUUUCUCACAGUUUGAGCAAUCUCAAACGGCCUCAAUAAUAGGGUUACCUAUCAUAAUAAUCCUCUUGUUGACUCGAAUAUAUUCCAUCAAUUGUACCAUAAGCUUAAUACCAACCACUUAUAAUGGACUUCAAUUGUGAUGCAAUCGUGUAAAUGUAGAGCCCCUCUAAUCAAACAGAUUUUUCCCAAAAAAUAGAAACUUUUUUUGGGCAUGCAAACAUACACAACGCUUACCGCACACAUACACAUGGCUAACCACACACACAUACAUUUUGCUCACCCUACACACAUAUAUGGUUAACCACACACGCAUACAUUUUGAUAACCCUACACACAUACACAUGGCGAACCAAACACACACAUUUUGCAAACCCUACUCACACACAUGUCUAACCACACACAUACACAUGGCGUGCCACACACAUACACAUGGCUAACCACACACAUACACCUGGCUAACCUCACACAUACACAUGGCUAACCACACACAUACACAUGCGGUACCACACACAUACACAUGGCUAACCACACACAUACACAUGGCGUACCACACACAUACACAUGGCGUACCACACACAUACAUAUGGCUAACCGUACACUUACACAUGUCUAGCCACACAUUAAAACACAGGAUGGGUAUUUAAUACAAAACUGCCGAUCUUUGAUUUUACUAUCAUUCUACAUUUACACAGAAAUCUGUAUCGCUUCUCAUUAUAAUCAGCCAAUACGUCCUGGUGAACUGUCAUGGUAAGUAUUAUUGUAAUAAGAUAAUACGUCCAGGUGAGCUCUGAAGGUUAGCAUUAUUGUAUUAAGCUAGUACGUCCCGAUGAUCUGUCAAGGGUGGUAUUAUUGUUAUAAGAUAUUACGUCCAGGUUAGCUCUGAUGUUAGUAUUAUUGUAUUAAGCUAUUACGUCCCGAUGAACGGUCAAGGUAAGUAUUUUUGUACCAAACUAUGACUUCUAUGUGAGUUGUCAAGGUAAGAUUCAUUCUAAUAGAAAAAUUGUGACAAAUGUUAGUAUGUCUUUUAAAUGUUAUAUUUAAACAUUCGCUCGACUUGUUAGAACGUGUCAUUCAACUUGUUAUACGUAGUCAAGUUUCUUGAUUUAAUUUGAUUGUUGCCUUGUUUUAAUUUGAUGACGGCUUUGGUUCACCUUGAUGUAAACAUUUUUUUUAAACUUGAUAAGGUACAACUUGAUUUAGGCCUUAGUCUCACUACGAAGAUGAAUAAACUUUGCUCUAGGCUUUCGUUUAACUUUAUUUAGGCAUUGGUUUAACGUGAUGUUUGCCUUUGUACAACUUGGUCCUGGUUAAACUUGAUUUAGUCUUUUGGUCACCCUUUUGUAGACCUUUGUUUAACUUGAUAAAGGUCUUGGUUCAUUUUGAUAUAGGCCGUGUUUUAACUUGAUGUUUUAUAAGGGACAUGGUUUAACUUGAUGUAAGCCUUAGCUCAACUUGAUGGAAGCUUUGGUAUUUGUUCAACUAGAUGUACGCAUUUUGAUUUUGCUAAAUUCAUUUCUUUUUCCGUCUGUAUUGGUAUUAUUUAUGAAAAUUUAUUCAUUUUAAACUAUUUCUUCGAAAGUUUCCAAAAAAAAAAGUUUUUUAUUUAGUACAUUAUUGAAAGCCACAGUAUAAAAUGAAUUAUCGAAGGAAUAAUUCUCACAAUAUUAAAUUACCAAUCUUUGCCUUCUUCAGUACGAGCAGUUGUGUCUCUUUAGAAGUAUCAUUGAUCUAUUAGCUUUGCCUUCUUUAGUGUAAGCAGUUGUGUCUUUUUAGAAGUGUCUUUGAACCAUUAGAUUUGCCCUCUUUAAUGUGAGCAGUUGUUUCUCUUUAGAAAUGUCUUUGAACAAUUAGCUUUGCAUUCUUUAGGGUGAUCAGUUGUGCCUCUUUAGAAGUGUCUUAGAACCGUUAGCUUUGCCUUCUUUAGUAUGAGCAGUAGUGUCUCUUUAGAAGUGUCAUUGAAUCAAUAGCUUUGCUUCCUUUAGUAUGAGGAGUCGCGUCUCUUUAGAAGUGUCAUUGAAACAUUAGCUUUGCCUUCUUUAGUAUGAGCAGUUGCGUCUCUUUAGAGAGUCAUUGAACCAUUAGCUUUUCCUUCUUCAGCAUGAGCAGUUGUGUCUCUUUAGAAGUGUCAUUGAACUAUUAGCUUUGCCUUCUUUAGUAUGAGCAGUUGCGUCUCUUUAGAAUGGUAUUUUAAAAUAAUCGAGCAUGGUGUUUUAAUGUAAUAAUAGAUUGAAAUAUAUGACGGACUUUGCCUAAAAAGGAAGCACGAUUUCGCUUGCAAUCAGCUGAUCUGAUUUAUUUAUUUACUACAAUUAAGAGUUUUACAGAAUGUUGGUUCAGGCGGAUGUAGGGAAGUCAGCCUCUUAAAUUUCCAGAGUAUAACAUGUCAAUGUCACUGUCAAUGUCAAUGUUUGCUUGCGCAAAGAUACGACGCUUUCGUUGCCCAUAAUGAUCGGGCAUUAUUUAAAAAUAUUCAUUUAUUUAAUGAUUAAUGUUAUCAGUACUAACACUGUUUAAAAAUAGUAACACAACUUCAUUUCAGAUCCCAAUCCAUGUGAAAGUAAUAGAUACGGCAAUGUUCCGCACCCUAAGUCCUGUGCCAAGUAUUAUGAUUGCUCUAAUUACAUGGGAAAAGAAAAAAACUGCCCCAGUGACAGACACUUUCACACCAAGGUACAAGUUAACUAUAGAACAUUUCAGCAGCCAGGUAUGAGUUAAUUAUAGAACAUUUCAGCGGCCAGGUAUAAGUUAAUUAUAGAACAUUUCAGCGGCCACGCUUGAGUUAAUUAUUGAACUUUUCAGCGGCCAGGUAUGACUUAAUUAUAGAAUAUUUCAGCGGCCAGGUAUGAGUUAAUUAUAAAACAUUUCAACGGCCAGGUAUGAGUUUAUUAUAAAACAAUUCAGUGGCCAGGUAUGAGUUUAUUAUAGAACAAUUCAGCGGCCAGGUAUGAGUUCAUUAUAGAACAUUUCAGCGGCCAGGUAUGAGUUAGUUAUAGAACAUUUCAAAGGCAUGGUAUGAGUUUAUUAUAGAAAAGUUUCAGCGGCCAGGUAUGAGUUAAUUACAGAACAUUUCAGCUGCCAGGUAUGAGUUAAUUAUAGAACAAUUCAGCGGCCAGGUAUGAGUUAAUUAUAAAACUUUUCAGCGGCCAGGUAUGAGUUAAUUAUAGAACACUUCAGCGGCCAGGUAUGAGUUAAUUAUAGGACAUUUCAUCGGUUAGGUUUGAGUUAAUUAUAGAACACUUCAGCGGCCAGGUAUGAGUUAAUUAUAGAACAUUUAAGCGCCCAGGUUUGAGUUAAUUACAGAUCACUUCAGCGGCCAGGUAUGAGUUAAUUAUAGAAGUGGUAUAUUUACAAACACAUCGGACGAUUCACCAUUUUUUACUUCAAGACCAGCAACAUCCAUCUAUGUUAGCAAUCAUUUAGCUCUGCCUUUAUGGCCGAAUCCAACUAUGUUAGCAAUCAUUUAGCUCUGCCUUUAUGGCCGAAUCCAUCUAUGUUAGCAAUCAUUUAGCUCUGCCUUUAUGGCCGAAUCCAUCUAUGUUAGCAAUCAUUUAGCUCUGCCUUUAUGGCCAAAUCCAUCUAUGUUAGCAAUCAUUUAGCUCUGCCUUAAUGGCCGAAUCCAUCUAUGUUAGCAAUCAUUUAGCUCUGCCUUUAUGGCCAAAUCCAUCUAUGUUAGCAAUCAUUUAGCUCUGCCUUAAUGGCUGAAUCCAUCUAUGUUAGCAAUCAUUUAGCUCUGCCUUUAUGGCCGAAUCCAUCUAUGUUAGCAAUCAUUUAGCUCUGCCUUUAUGGCCAAAUCCAUCUAUGUUAGUAAUCAUUUAGCUCUGCCUUUAUGGCUGAAUCCAUCUAUGUUAGAAAUCAUUUAGCUCUGCCUUUAUGGCCAAAUCCAUUUAUGUUAGUAAUCAUUUAGCUCUGCCUUUAUGGCCGAAUCCAUCUAUGUUAGCAAUCGUUUAGCUCUGCCUUUAUGGCCAAAUCCAUCUAUGUUAGCAAUCAUUUAGCUCUGCCUUUAAUUUUCUAAACUUUCCAUAUUCUCUCAAAAGGACUGCGUAUUUUCAGCCUAUCAAGAAAGAAACAAUACAUUUUCUAAAAUGUUUUGAGUAUAUCACUAGUUAUCUUCUAAAUUAUUCAUACUGAUUAAUUUUUUUAAAGCUCCCCGUCUCUUAUCUUCAACAAAAAAAUAUCCUUUGAUAGGAAAUAUUGUUCAUACCUUAAAAAAAAAAAUUCGUACACACAUUAGUUAGUAGAGCUUUGGUUUUAUAAAAAUGCCACGUUAUUUGCCAAGUAAUUUUCAUGCAGCGACUAGACACUUUUUUUUUUCUUUGUCCAAAUAGUCAUAACUUUCAUUUUCAUUGAAAUUAAAACGUAUUUUUUUUUAUUUUUCCUUCCAUAACUAUACGUUCUACAUUUAUCUACCACAUGAUCUUUUUUUAAAUGAAGUUUUUAUCUUAUCUGCCCGUAUUACAUUUUCUCAUUAGGCCAGGUACUGUGUCCCAAUACAUCAGUCCGAUUGUGCCAUAACAACAACUAGAAAAGGUAUUGAUUUUAAUGAUCUAAGCGAUACUCAUGCUUUUAUAAAAUUUUAUAUUACAUGUAUUUUUGAAACGAAUUGUGACAAUUUCCUUUUAUUUACAUGUAUUUAUCAAAUGGUUUCUGAUCACAUUUCUAAUUCACAUGUAAUUAUAAAAGGUGAUUAAAAAAAAAUAAUAAAAAUAAUGUGACUUUGUAAAAUGUUUAGAUUUAUAUAACAUUCAAAAAAAAAAUCUUUAUUCAGAUUUUAGAUCUAGUUAUCAUAUUUAGAAAACGCAUAGAAGAUACCAAUGGCGCACAAAGUAUUUUAAGACAAUUUAUUUUAGUUGAACCCUUUUUUUAAAAGAGUGAAAAUGAGAAGGAAGCGUAAAGACGCUUAUGACUAAUUACAAUUGUGUCAAGCACCAACUCAAAAUAAGGUGCAGCUGUUCUGUUUUCCAUUAACAUACAGUUGAAAUAUCAUUUGUUGAAUUAUUUUUCCUUUUCCAAGCUGAGACUCGCAUAAAGUUGGCCUGAUCUAAUAUUCAGUGUUAAAUGGCUGAUACGGAAUCACACAAAAGGGAUGUCUAAUGAGAAUUAUUACCAGUAUUAUGUUAAGGAAGAUGUUUAGCUUCUGUUAUCAUUUUACCCAAAGAGAUUUCGAUCUUUAGCAACCACACAAAUCUUGUAUAUAAUUUUUUUUAAAUAAUGCGAAAAAACAAUGAAGCGAAGUCAACAUUUGUAAAAUUCAACAUAAAUUGAACACUUAAAAACAAGAGAAAGUCAGCAGAUAAUAUCAUUUUGAAAAGGUGAACUCGUUAUUUCAAGAUGGAAUCAAUUUCAUUAAAAUAAUGAAUACAAAUAUAAUAAGUUUUUAUUGAAUGCACGUCAUUUAAGGCAUUUUAUUACAACGAUUGGGGUAUUUAGAAAAAGUCUGAGGAGAUUAUACGAAAUACUUUAGUAGGAAUAUAAUAGAGCAGUGGUUCUUAACACAUCUUCUUCUUUUUCUAUAUCUUAAGGGCCCACGAUCAAUUUAUUGAUCAUUUUGGCUCGUAUGGAUGUAGAUGGGAUUUGCAAUGUUUCUGUUCCUGGUGUUGAUGAGGAAAGUUCACAGAUUUUCAGUGCCAAUUUGUGAGGGAAUCAUGCACUAAGGGUUUGAAGGCUUGAAGCAAUAGACACAAAUGUGUCUAGUGUUUUCGCCUCAACCGUUCCUUUUGAGAGAUUGUUCCAGUCCCUGAUUGUCUUGGGCAGGAAUGAGCAGCUCCUAUAUUGGCUUCUUGCUGGUAUGAGCCUGAAUGGUCUGUCAUUGCCUCGUUUCUGUCUAUCGGGGAGAGGGACGAGUUUCUGUUUAAUACUGGAACAGUGGACCAGCCUAUUAUUUAUCCUGUACAUCAUGGAGAUCCAGGAUUGUCGUCGUCGUUUCUCCAAUGUUGACCAGCCCAGUGUUUCCAGCAUGCUGCCAACACUAGAGGAAUUCCUGUAGCGGUUUAGGACAAAGCGUGCUGCUCGUCGCUGGACCGCCUCUAACCUGUCAAUACUCUUCUGAAUAAAAUGAGUAAAACAUAGUAUGGUUAAACCUGAAAAAAUAAACGCAACAAAACAGCGUACGUGUCGGCAGAAAGCCUUCGUCAGCGAACAAGACAACAGAAAAAACGGUAUAAAAAUAAGAAAUAGCACUUAGCUGGUAAGUAGUAUCUGUGGGCAGACUUCUAUUGCUGCCCACAGAUACUACUCACCAGCUAAGUGCUAUUUCUUAUUUUUAUACCGUUUUUUCUGUUGUUUUGUUCGCUGACGAAGGCUUUUUGCCGACAUUUCGCUGUUUUAUUGCGUUUAUUUUUUCAGGUUUAACCAUACUCUGUUUUACUCAUUUUAUUUUGCACUAACCUGAUUGCAGUCUCUCCCCUUAUUACCCAAUACUCUUCUGGGUAUAUUAUGUGUGCGGUUAGUCAUGUGUAUGUAUGUGGUUAGCCAUGUGUAUGUGUGUGGUUAGCCAUGUGUAUGUGUGUGGUUAGCCAUGUGUAUGUGUGUGGUUAGCCAUGUGUAUGUGUACGGCUUUUUAGACUCUGCGACACUCUCAUGCGGUAUUCUGACGACAUGACCACAGUUCGAUGGGUAACUGAAGGAAAUUCUUAAUGUUACAGUGUUUAUUUGUAUCUUAUUUAUACCAUUUUUAGAUAUAAUAAAAAUAGUCAUUAGUUUUAAUGUGCAGUUUUCUUUUUGCGAGUAUAUUAUCACUACACAUUUAAUAGAUUUCAACAGCUAGUUUCUUAUUGCCAGUAGACUGUGACUAUAUAUUUGGACGUAAUGUCGGACGCGUUUACGUCACAUUUUCCCCCGUGCUGUCAAUCUAGCAGACGCCGAGUUCGUAUUGGGUGUGGCCUAUUCCCUUUCAUCUUGCCGUGUUCACUACCGCUACCAACUAAAAAUAAUUAAUCUGCUCUCAUAGUAUUUUGUGGAAAGUUCGGGAGUGGACUAGAAAGAUAAAACAAUGUCUAAAGCGUUUCUGGAAUACGUCUUACGAUGCAUAUAUAAGGGGUUUAGAGAAAACUAAGGGUCGGAGAUUCAGAUAGAUAUUUUUUCACUUCACAAGACAUGUGUAUUAUUCUGUGUGUUCUCAUAUGUGUUAAUUCACAUUCAUUAUUGUACAUUAUUAAUUGGCAAAAUGUACUAACUGUGUUCCGGUACAAGACAUAUCCUACUCUGUAAGUCGAUGAUUUGUAAUUGUAUUUCUUUUCUUUUGUAAUUAUAUUAAUUCUUAAAUAAAUCGUAUUAAUUGCAAUAGUGCUGGUUUAGGAGUCGUAUUUUUCCUAUUAUAUUCCUCUAUGAUAUCGUCCUUCAAUAUGAUAUCGUCCUUUUUUUAUGCACUGUUUGAACGAGCCAUAAAAUUAAAAAAUAGAGAUUGAUUGAAUCACUAUAGAAGCAGUGUUUAACAUGGCAGAUGUCAACAACUAACUGCGUAUUGCAAGUACACAAUGACAAAACAUUUGUUAGAUAUCAUCAUUUAGUUUCGUAUUGCCAGCAUACUAUCAAUAAACAUUUGUUAGAUAUUAUCAUUUAGUUUCGUAUUGCCAGUAUACUAUAAAUAAACAUUUGUUAGAUAUCAUCUUUUAGUUUCGUAUUGCAAGCAUACUCUAAAUAAAGAUUUGUUAGAAGUCAACAUGCAGCUUUUUUUCUUAUAGCAAUUUAUAGGAAUACUCAUCCAGUGUCACCACUGCAAGGUACAUUUAUAAAAGGAAAAUCAGCUGUUUUAAAAGUUGAGAGCCGCUAGACUAAUUAAAAUAAAAAAAGAGAGGAAAAAAAAUAUAGACAAUGUGCAUUACAUUAUUAUAAUUGUAUGUUUUCACCAUUUUGUUUUGAAGAAAAUAAUAACGCAUGAAUACGUAAAGGAUAUAACAAUCAUCGAUAGGCAGCUCGAUAUUUACAUGAGGAGAAUUAUAUAUAUAUUUUUUUUAUAAUUAAUGUGUAAAUAGUAUUUACCUUAGACUCUAUGAACUUGCAACAAACACUCUUUUUUUGUUGACAUAAUCAAUAGACUUUAAAAGAACGUGUAAAUAACAAUAGUUUUUUAACUUAAAAAUAGACUCUAGGAACUUGUAACUAAAAAUCUUUAUUUAAAUGAAUCAAUAAACUCUUUCAACUUAUAACUAACACUCUCUCUCUUUUUUUUUUUAACCUACUGAAAAUAUUCUAAAAACAUGUAACUAAAAAUCUUCCGCAGGAAUCACAAUUUUUAAUUGAAAAUCAAGUUUUACAUUCAGUUCCCAUUUUUUUUUUUUAAAAAAAAGUAAAUAUUAUAAAAAAUAGUUAAAAUAUGUUUCUUUAUUGCUCAAAAAUAAACAUCAAUUAAUAAAAAGAACAUAGUUUCUUGUACCUAAAAUAUAUAGCACAGAAAAUAGGAAAAAUCGGAAAAUUAGUUUUAUAAAUGAAGAAGGAAUAGAAGAAAUAAGAUAACGUGAAGAGUCGGGAAAGAAAUGUCUAUUUAAUCGUUUGGUUUGUACUAAGAGAUGUCUAUUUUAUAACAUGUGUGUAGUAAGAGAUGUCUAUUUUACAACUUGUUCGUACCAAGAGACGUCUAUUUUAUAGUAUGUCUGUACUAAGAGAAGUCGAUUAAAUAACAGGAUCCUACUGAACGAUCUUUAUUUCAUCAAAUAUUUGUUCUGAUGUGUAUGUCUAUUUUAUAGUAUGUUUGUACUAAGAGAAGUCUAUUUAAUAACAGGAUCGUACUGAACGAUCUUUAUUUCAUAAACUAUUUGUUCUGAUGUGUAUGUCUAUUUUGCAACAUCUGUGCACUAUUUGCAUUAUAUCUCAAAAUUUCUCCUCUCACAACCUCAGCUUUGUUUCUUCGACCUGGUGGACCCCGUGAGUAGUAUUUACUUGAAUUUUUAAAUAAGUGACCUUCUUAGGAUUUAGGACGAUAAAUAACCCCCCCCCCCCCCAAAAAAAAAAAAAAAAAAAAAAAAAAAAAAAAUAAAAAAAAAAAAAAAAAAAAACAACAACAAAAAAAAAAAAAAAAAAAAAACAAAACAUUGAUCAGUCCCUUGUGUUUCUAUUGAGACUUAAAUUUUUGGGAAAUCCCAUCAUAUCAAAUAGUUUAUUCCUGGGUUUGUCAAGGAGUUCUUCUCAUUGUGCUCUGCAUUUAAACCAAGUCACAGCUUCAACGCCAGUAUUUUGACUUGGUAACGAAAUAAUUCAUUAGUUAUUCACAUAUGCAAAUCACUAUUUCUUUGUCUGGGCAGGUUUGAAAUGUUUCGCCUUCAAGUUGUCGAUCUCUCUUUCGACCUAAAAAUGACAACAUAAUAAACAUAAAAAAAACAAAACAAAAAACAAAAAAUGUUCUUAUUUAUAAAAUUGCUAAUUUUCUUGUAUAAAAUAAUUUACUUUCAAAGCAUGAUUCUUUUUCAUAAACAGCGUGUUACCCCAACCAGGCAAAUAUGGGGCUAUUCAACAGAUAUGAUCAUUUGGGGAAAACGUACUACCUGUCUAAGGACACUUACACGACAGAUAAGGCGUCUCAUGAAAUGUGUAAAACACUGUGCGGCUAUCUGGCUGAGAUAGAUGAUGAAGACGAAUACGAGUACGCCGUCUCAAUGAUUGAUAAGCACGAUUACUACGGCGUACUUAUCGCAGGGACGGAUACGUACACCGAGGGCACCUGGGAGUAUGAAAGGACCAUGAAACGCGUCAACUACUUCAAAUGGUGCCUGGGACUCGGAGAACCUAAUAACUCCUUCGAUCAAGACUGUAUGGCCAUCAGCAAAGAACACUCUUGUAUGUUGGACCACCAGUGUCUUCACCAACAUGAUUAUUACAGUUUUCGUUACUUGUGUGAAGUAGAUUAGAAGCAGCUGAUUUUUUGAAAAAAAAAGAAGUUGAUAAAUUCAUUUGUCAAUGUUUAGUUUCGAGAUUGUAAUCUUCAUAAGAGCUUGCUUUUGUUAUUGAUUAUUUUUUUUUUUCAAAUCUAAAUUUGUUUGAGCUCAUCAUGGGACUGCCACGUCAGACAUCACAGCAGCUUUGGUCGUGAGACCAAGUUAUUUUAAAUAGUAUUACUUAAAUAGAAUAAUCUAUAGAAUGCUGUGACUUUUGUAAAAAAACACUUGAAAGUAACAACAUACUUUCAAAACAAUAAAAAAAAAUAUUUGAUUGCAAUAAACAUAAAUAUGUAAAGCAAAAUUAGAAAAAUGCAUUUGUUCUGUGCCACUUUCUACAUAUAAAGUUUGACUUAUGUCAUUCAGGAAGGCAUGCAACGUUUCUAAACAUAACUAUUGUCUUUUGUCAUUCGGAAUUGG
This is a messenger RNA of Lymnaea stagnalis (great pond snail), 16998 nucleotides long. The record is from the annotation of a GenBank genome assembly. Lineage: Eukaryota; Metazoa; Mollusca; Gastropoda; Lymnaeidae.